Gossypium raimondii (Peruvian cotton) is the source of this 897-nucleotide messenger RNA. RefSeq lists its product as uncharacterized. Bases 143 to 526 code for a protein of 127 amino acids. The transcript is spliced from 2 exons. Lineage: Eukaryota; Viridiplantae; Streptophyta; Magnoliopsida; Malvales; Malvaceae. The record is from RefSeq and is a predicted model, not a curated record.
GACGUGAUCAUUUUGUAAUUUUUAUUUCUUAGGUGAUUUUCUUUUGGUAAAACCGAAUAAGGCCUGGAGCAGUCUCGACCCUGGACACUUUCACCAGAUCGAGUCCCUCUCUCAAUUUCUGUGGUGGGAUUUUCAAUUAACAAUGGCCUCCAAAGCAAGCAGCUCCCUCUUCCAAAGCCUGAGACGCUACAUCAAGAAGCCAUGGGAGAUAACUGGACCCUGCGCCGACCCAGAGUACAAAAACGCGGUGCCCAAAGCCACGGAGUAUCGUGUUCGCUGCCCUGCCACCACUUUGCAAAAGCCCAUCGUCCCUACCUCCGACCCUGAAACCGUCUUCGACAUCAAAUACUACAGCCGCGAUCAACGCCGGAACCGCCCUCCGAUCCGCCGUACCAUCUUGAAGAAAGAUGACGUGGUGAAGAUGAUGAAAGAGAAAACCUUUGAUGUCAACGAUUUUCCAAAGGUCUACUUGACUGCUAAAGUUGAAGAGGAUGAGAAUGCAGUUGGGGGAGGCUACCAGAAAUAGGUUUGAGAGUUAAAAGUUUUGAGCAAUGUUUAUUGGCGAGAUUGGAGAUACUGAUUUUUAAUUUCUUUGAUGAGAUUGGAUGGUUCAAGCGGAUACCGAGUUUGUGACAGAUGGAUUUGGUGCUCAAGAUUGAGGAUGCCUUUAGCAUUCUGAAUUAUGCGGUCUUGAGGGUUCCCCUAUUGUGUCAGGCUUAUGAAAGUUCUGUUUUGGGUCGUAUUAGGGUUAUCAUAAGAUUUAAAUAUUGGUACACAGAUGUUUAGUUUGAUGACAAUGCACUAUACUUUCUAUGAGAACUUGUAAAAAUGUAUUGUGAUGCCCUACUUGUUUUUGACAAUGGAUUUCUAUGUAUAGAAAAUUGGGAUUAUGGCAUA